This is a messenger RNA of Pseudocercospora fijiensis CIRAD86, 1159 nucleotides long. RefSeq lists its product as uncharacterized. Lineage: Eukaryota; Fungi; Ascomycota; Dothideomycetes; Mycosphaerellales; Mycosphaerellaceae. The transcript has 3 exons. The record is from RefSeq and is a predicted model, not a curated record. Bases 628 to 1029 code for a protein of 133 amino acids.
GUAUAAAAAAAAAUAUAUAUGCAUUAAAAAUAUUUAAAGAUAUUAAUAUAUAUACAUGUAUAUAAAGUAUCUAAAGAUACUAAUAAGCCUGUUAUAAAAUAAAAAUUUUAUAAUGGUUUUUAAUAAAGGUAGCUAUUAUAUUUAUUAGGAUAUAUUUAUUAAGUAUAACUUCUAUAAAUAAUACAGAAAUAAUACAUAAAUAAGUGAAGAAUAUUUUUUUUUAACAAAAAUAAGUAAAUAAUACGCAUAGAGCAAAUAUAUUAAUAGUGAAGCUUUUCUUUAAAUUUAAAGGUGUUUAUAUAAUAGGUGCUGAAAAGAUCAGAAUAAAUAAUACAUAAAUAAAGAGUCUAAUUUUUUAUAUAAGCAACUUUAGAUACUGAAAGCAGCCAAGUUCGAAUUAAAAACCUGGACUGAUGUAAAUAAAGUAAGUUCUAAUAAAAAUAUGAACUGAUAUAUAGCUAGAUAUAGGUUUGAUAGGUGGUAACUGUCCUAGCAAAAAAUAACAAGUUUAUGUUAAAACAUACGCGAUAUAUGAAUAAUGAACUGGGAUUCAUAUAUUACUAACAGUUUACAAAUCAUCACCAUGUUUUUUAAUAGUAUACUAUGAAAAAUUGAUUUUUAUCUAUAAUGAAUAAAAAAUUUUUUAUUAAUUUAGGUUUUACAGUUUUAUUUACAAUUACACUAAGGGCAUUUUACUAUCAUGUUUUACAUAUUACUUCAUCGUUAUUAGAGCCGUUUAGUUGGGAAUUUAUAUCUUUUUUUAGUAUACUAAGUUUAUUUAAAUGUUUAAUUUAUCAUUAUUCAGAAAUGGGAAUUAAACAAGAUCAUAUAAUGCUAAUGGAGAAUAGUAACGGUUUAGGGAAUCAAGGUAACGCAGUGAAUAAUAACGGUUUAGCUAACCAAGGAAAUGGAAUAAAUAAUAACGGUUUAGCUAAUCAAGGUAACGCAGUGAAUAAUAACGGUUUAGGUAAUAUUCCUGAGGAUAUCGCUUAUACUGAUGGUUUCUCAAGUACACAAGAAACUGCAUAAUCAACCUUACGCCACUAAUUUAGCCAAUAGAAUGGAAUUGCUUAGAAAUAGGGAUUAUCAUUCUCAAAACAGCGAGACAUUAUCUCCACAAGACAAUCAAUACAUACGUGUUAUGAAUAGACCUGAUUAA